CACAGCCUGCAGAACAACCGAUUCGCAUCCCUGGUUUCCUCUGAAAGUCCCUUACAUCAGCUGCGGAAAAUGGAGUGACCUCCGUGUCGAUAACCAGGGCGGCGAGCUUUCAGAGAAGUUGGUGAGUGCCGGUGUCCAUGCGCGUCUUGCAGCACCUGCAACGAUACACCGUGAGACUGUAAAAAAGUGCUUGAGUCAUCCUCGUCUUCAAAGUUGCACGUCACCUUCAUGGAUUGUCUCGACAUACAGUUUUCUAGCAGGAGAGGGCGCUCCGAAGCGGGGACGAAGCGCUUCCGAAGGGUGUACUUAGUACAUAUGUGUACACGUCGUACUCGCAUGAUGUAGGAUUCAAUUGCAUGCUUCAGGACUGGGAUUUGGUAGAUCUGUCCGCAUCCUUCCGGGACUGCUUGCACUUUCGUCUCGGAGAUUGUUUAUGAGAUCUUAAUGUGCGUUCCGAGCUGCGCUUUUUAGCGAUCUUGAGAGUGGCAGUUCAGGAACGCUACAUUUUAGGUGGUGUGCGUGAGGUGUUUAGGUUUAGCAUCUGUAAUUGGUGAGCGUGUUCAAGCUUCUGUCGCGAUUUCACAGUCUGAUAACCAUGAGUGACUUGUUUAAGGGCAUUUGGAAGGGCGGGAAGGGCGGGAAGGUAGGAAAUGGCGAAGAUACCUUCGGAGAUGUUGAGAGCGGUUGUGUGAUUCAGAUGACAAGCUUAGACGCAGAUCCGAGUAGCAUGGCAGAUUUUUUUCGUGAGAUAGGGGUAGUGCAAGGGAAAGUGAACGAUGUCAAAAUCCUUCUCCUUAAGCUCCAGAGCGCACAUGAGAAAACCAAAGGAACUCACAAGGCAAGCGAGCUGAAAGAGAUUCGGGCGGAGAUGGACGGUGACAUAGAGUCCGUGACUAAAGCGGCGCAAUUCAUGAAGUUCAAACUGGCAGAGCUGAGUAAAUCGAAUCUCGCUAAUCGGCAAGUGAAGGGCUGUGAGGAGGGAACCACCACAGACCGCCAGAGAAUGGCAUUGACGAACAGCCAACGCAAGAAACUUAAGGAGCUCAUGGACGAGUUCCAGGCGCUGCGUGCAACAAUGAUGGACGAGUACAAGGAAACCAUCACUCGCAGGUACUACAACGUCACCGGGAAGCAAGCCGACGAAGAAACUACAGAGAACAUGAUCCGCACCGGCGAGAGCGAAACCUUUCUGCAACAAGCCAUCCGACAGCAAGGCCGAGGCCAACUAAUCGAGACCAUCCGAGAGGUUCAGGAACGGCACGACGGCGUGAAGGAGAUCGAGCGGCACUUCAUGGAGAUUCACAACAUCUUCACGGACAUCUCCGUGCUGGUGGAUGCGCAGGGCCAAAUGGUGAACGAAAUCCAGGACAACAUCAAUCGCGCGACGUCUUUCACGCACCGCGGUGCCGAUCAAUUGGCGACCGCGAGGCGGCGUCAGAUCAGAAAACGGAAGUGGACCUGUGUGUCCAUCUUGUUGCUCAUUGUUCUCAUCCUUGUCCUGAUCAUCGCCUUAAAAAUUGCUAAAAUAAUUCCAUAGGAAAGCUCAGAAAUCUGAGCUCGCUCUUGAAAAACAGGGGAUGGCGCAGGUUCACCGGCAAACUUACGUUACCCCGUGGACACUUGCUCUUUCCUCGAAGCCUCGAUCAUUGACCUGAAUUCUCGGGGUCAACCCGCAAUUGCGUCGAAAUUUGUGCCAGUUAAAUUAAUAGGUUUUGAAUUGAGGCGUUCGAGACUCGGCUUGCUUGGGGUUGGACCAAUGAGCAUUAUUGGAUUUAUCAAACACUACUAUUUUACGUGAUUUAGGGUUGGCAAGGCUAACAUUGAUAAGGCUAACAAACUACAACAAAUAUUUUUGACUUGUUGUAACAAAAUGAAUCAUACGUGUGCAUAUACAACUAUUUUAUUGUUAUUUGUAA
This is a messenger RNA of Physcomitrium patens, 1916 nucleotides long. RefSeq names its product syntaxin-125. NCBI's taxonomy places the organism in Eukaryota, Viridiplantae, Streptophyta, Bryopsida, Funariales, Funariaceae. The record is from RefSeq and is a predicted model, not a curated record. Gene Ontology annotation, molecular function: SNAP receptor activity; SNARE binding. Gene Ontology annotation, cellular component: endomembrane system; SNARE complex; plasma membrane. Gene Ontology annotation, biological process: exocytosis; vesicle fusion; intracellular protein transport.